Molecule: messenger RNA, 1254 nt
Organism: Kuraishia capsulata CBS 1993
Lineage: Eukaryota; Fungi; Ascomycota; Pichiomycetes; Pichiales; Pichiaceae
Exons: 1
Coding region: 1-1254 (417 amino acids)
Cellular component (GO): cytoplasm
Molecular function (GO): electron-transferring-flavoprotein dehydrogenase activity; flavin adenine dinucleotide binding
Source: RefSeq, a predicted model, not a curated record
AUGCUACCCCUGGAAUGUGAGAUUACAAAGUUGAUCUCGAGGCGACGACCGUUGAUCCAGUACUGGUAUCAUUCUUGUCUUGUAUUCUUACCAUAUUUCGGAAAGAGUUUUGUGAAAUCAAAGCCUAAAAACGCGUUUAUCAUGGCUAUUGCAAUGAAGAGAAUUGUCAUCGUCGGCUGCGGCGCAUAUGGCACUGAAGCCGCCAACAGUUUUUCCAAAAAUUACCAGCAGUACCAAGUGACCGUCAUUAACAACGUCGACUACUACUACAUGUUGCCUGCUACUGUGAGGAACCUGACUGCUCCAGACCCGGAAGAGUGGAUUGAAAAGCUCACCAGACCCCUGAGUGAAAAACUUAACAGCCGUGUGAAGCUGAUCAUUGAUGACGUGGUAGAUAUCAAUUCUGAACGCGUCGAACUGGCCAAUGGCUCUUCUGUUCCGUUUGAUGCUUUGAUAAUCGCAACCGGUGCCCAUUGGAACGCACCCAUUUCACCCCAGCUCUGGGGAGAUAGAACCAUUCAGGGAAUGAAGGAUUACGCAAGAAUGGAGAGUGAUGAACUAGCAAAGGCCAAAGAUGUCGCUGUUGUUGGUGGUGGCUUUGUUGGUGUGGAACUUGCUGGUGAAAUCGCCCAUGCUUACCAGGAUGAGUUGUUGUCCGGGGAAAAGACCCUGACUAUAUACCACGCCUCGUCUAGCUUCUUCUCAAGUCAUUAUGGAAAAAAGUUAAAGCACGGAAUGGAAGACAGUCUGUUGAAAUUGGGUGUCAGAAUCAAAUACGACUGCUAUGUUGAAAGAUCUGCCGAAAGCGGUGCGUUUAUCCGUUCUACCAACGAGGUAGUCGUUGCAGACAAGAUAUACUGGACUACUGGUCCAAGGGCCAACACGCCGCCAAUCUCCAUUGCAAACCUGUUAAACUCCAAAGAAGAAAUCAAAAUAACAGAAACGUUUCAGGCUGCCGGCCAUGCCAAGGGAAACAUCUUCGCUAUUGGCGAUGUCACCGACUAUCCACGUAAGGCGCAUAUGUUGACUGCAACCUUCAUCCCAGUCAUCGUGCCAAAUGUCGACAGCUAUCUCAGGGGAAGACCACUUACCAAAAAGAUCCCGAAAGCAAAGAAGUAUGCCACGGUCGCCGUUUCUGCCGGUCCAGAAGCUGCCUCUGGUCAUAUUGCUAUUCCGGUGUUUGGGUACGUCAUGCUUCCCAAGUUCGUAAUGGUGAGGAUGAAGGCAAAGAACUUAUGGACGGAGCAAGUAUAA